Molecule: messenger RNA, 1539 nt
Organism: Sungouiella intermedia
Lineage: Eukaryota; Fungi; Ascomycota; Pichiomycetes; Serinales; Metschnikowiaceae
Source: the annotation of a GenBank genome assembly
AUGGCUUCCACUAUCAAAUUAUACGGCGACGCAUCCAUCGAGUUGCAAACAGGACUUUUCAUCAACAACGAAUUCAGACCCUCACGCGACGGUUCCCUGUUUACCACGCCAAAUCCUGCCACUGGUGAAGAUUUGGCUACCGUGAGUGCUGCUACUGCUGAAGAUGUAGAUGAAGCCGUGGCUGCUGCCAGAAAGGCAUUCACCACCACGUGGGGCCUGAAGUCGACGCCUUCGCAGCGUGCUGAGAUUAUCAACAAAUGGGCAGACUUGAUUGAGCAGAACAAGGAAUCAUUGGCAAUGUUGGAAAGUUUGGAUAAUGGAAAACCGGUUUGGAUGGCUCGUGACGUGGAUAUCGCCGACAGCAUUGGGUGUCUUCGGUACUACGCUGGGCUUGCGGAUAAGAUUGAGGGACGGACAGUGGAAUUGCAGGAUGGUGUGAAGUUUGCAUUCACCAGGCCUGAACCAAUUGGGGUGUGUGGACAGAUCAUUCCCUGGAACUAUCCGAUCCAGAUGUUCAUGUGGAAGGUGGCCCCUGCUUUGGCUGCGGGAAAUACCAUAGUCAUCAAGCCGGCUGAGCAGACUCCAUUGAGUGCACUUCGUUUGGCAGAAUUGGCUGCGGAGGCUGGUUUUCCUCCAGGAGUGUUGAAUGUGGUCAACGGACUCGGCGCAAUAACUGGAAACGCCAUUUCUUCCCACAUGGACAUUGACAAGGUGGCUUUCACGGGAUCCACCAUCACGGGAAGAAAGAUUAUGGAGGCUGCCUCGAAGAGCAACUUGAAGAAAGUGACUCUCGAGUUGGGUGGAAAGUCGCCAGUGGUGAUUUUUGACAGUGUGGAUAUUGACCAGGCUGCCAAUUGGGCAUGUAUGGCUAUUCUCUUUAACCACGGCCAAGACUGUUGUGCGGGCUCUAGACUUUUCGUUCAGGACACCAUCAGCGACAAGUUCUUGGAAGUGCUCAAGAAAAAGGUGGAGGAGAUCGUCAUUGGUGACCCAGAGAAUAUAAAGACUUUCAUGGGCCCAUUGGUCUCCAAACAACAGCACGACAAGGUCAGACUGUACAUCAAAUACGGAUCCGAAGAUGGAGCUUCUGUUCUCUCUGGAGGAGAGGAGAAGUUGGCACACUUACCAGAAAAAUUCAAGAACGGCUACUUCGUUCCACCCACCAUCUUCACUGGAUGCAAGAAGGGAAUGAGAAUCGUUGAUGAUGAGAUCUUUGGACCUGUCCUCGCAGUGCAGACAUUCUCAACCGAGGAGGAGGCAAUUGAGUUAGCAAACGACACAUCUUACGGGCUUGGAGCAGGAAUUUUCUCCCAGAAUGCCAGUCAGUGCAUGCGUGCGGUCAACGCUAUCAAAGCUGGAACUGUGUGGUGCAACCAGUAUAUGGUGUUGAGCAAUGCAGUGCCAUUUGGAGGUAUGAAACAGUCUGGAUUUGGCCGUGAGCUUGGAAUUGAAGGCUUGAAAGAAUACACUCAAACCAAGGCUGUCCAUUGGAACUACGGAGAUGAGCUUCCUUGGCCACUUGAUGGAACCAAUAUUUAA